AUGUCCCAUUCUGAACCUGCCUCAAAGAGGCGACGGGUCACAGAGCCGAAUUCCUUACAGAUGUAUCCGCAAGAACUACUAGUCUACAGUCCCGAAUCGGCAGAGACUUUCCACUCUCCUCUGAGCAGCAGUAACAGCAGAUAUUAUCAAGAUGUAUUCUCGCAUAAUCCAGGCUACAUUGCCUCUCAGGAAGAGUUGCGGAGUAUGCUCAUUAUGACUGCUCAGUCUGCUGCGCCGAGUCGGCGAGGGAGUCCCGUGAUUGGCGAGGAAAUUGAGUCAGAAGAGACUCUGCCGCGCCCUGGAAGUGGUGCUAACAAUCGAUGGAAUGCGAGAGCUCUUGUUACUCAGCAGGUUCAGACAACAGAGUGUGCACAUGGGAGCGAGGGACGUCGCCAUUCUCAUCAGAGGGCGACAGAUGUAUCGGUGCUAGGCUCAGCGACAGGGAAAGGGCAGGAACCGGGACAAGGACAAAUAAUGUCCGGAUGGAAUCGCCGGCGAAUCCAGUAUCUAAAGAAUUAUGUGGCAGAAGUUGCUCCUUGGCUAGACAUGUUUGAUGCCCAAGCUACAUUUGGCAUUCAACUCCCCGCUCUCGCACGUAAUUUUCCAGCACUUCUCUACGCCAUCCUCGCUAUUUCUGCUCGCCAACUGGAGAGAAAAGAAGGCAUGCCGGACUCCUUUGAAAGUUUGGAACUUUAUCAGGAGGCAAUUCGUCUACUAAGUCCGCUGCUACAGAAUCGCGAUCCCAAAGUGAUUGGUGCAUGCGUGCUUCUGUGUUGUCUGGAAAUGAUGUCCGCUCGCGCGCAGGAUUGGCGGCGCCAUUUAGAGGGGUGUGCUGCGCUUUUCGAUGCAUUUAACAUCAAUGGGUUUAGUCAAGGGUUGUUACAAGCCAUUUUUUGGUGUUAUGCACGUAUGGAUUUAUGCGGUGCUCUCAUGUCCGACGGUACGCAGAGCACCCUGCUUCAGCCCUCAAAAUGGCUUCCCGCAAACACUCGCGAGGAGGAUGUCAUUCACAUGUUUCAAGAAGCCGAGUCUCCCGACAUGUACGCAAACUAUGCAGUAUACCUUUGCGCAAAAGCAUGCGAACUCGUGUCGCUUCGCACCAAGUUUCUUGAACUGGGAGAGGAUAAUGGUUGCACUGGAGAUAUAUACCAUCAACGCUGGCUCAAGCUAUGGGAAGAGCUUCAAAACUGGCUAGCUCGCCGACCCCGAGAGAUAAUGCCGGUGCAGACUGUUAAUUCUAAGCCGUUUCCACAUAUUCUCUUUGUUCACUGGGCAGCCAUCUCUUCCAAUCAGCUCUACCAUACAGCGUGUGUGCUUAUGCUGAACAUGAUGCCGAAAGGGGCCAAGCUCCAAGGAAAUCCAGAAAUUACUACUUCAUUAUGGCAUGCACGACGCAUUUGUGGCAUCUCUGUGACGAAUCCUCACGCUGGUUGUUUGAACAAUGCUAUUCAGCCAUUAUGGAUAGCUGGAAGGCUAUUCAGUCAUCAGUCCGAGCAUGCGCAGAUCAUUAGUCUCAUCCGCAAUAUCGAAGCUGCUACAGGAUGGGGCGCCUGCUGGAGGAUUCGAGACUUGGAGAUUGCCUGGGGUUAUAAGGCACAUCGAAUGGAUCGUCCCGAGAGACAAAACCAAGAGUCGCUUACAGAUAAUUGA
Messenger RNA from Talaromyces amestolkiae, 1650 nucleotides. RefSeq lists its product as uncharacterized. Bases 1 to 1650 code for a protein of 549 amino acids. The transcript has 3 exons. Gene Ontology annotation, biological process: positive regulation of transcription by RNA polymerase II. NCBI's taxonomy places the organism in Eukaryota, Fungi, Ascomycota, Eurotiomycetes, Eurotiales, Trichocomaceae. Gene Ontology annotation, molecular function: transcription cis-regulatory region binding; DNA-binding transcription factor activity. Gene Ontology annotation, cellular component: nucleus. The record is from RefSeq and is a predicted model, not a curated record.